Molecule: messenger RNA, 2412 nt
Organism: Aureobasidium uvarum
Lineage: Eukaryota; Fungi; Ascomycota; Dothideomycetes; Dothideales; Saccotheciaceae
Source: the annotation of a GenBank genome assembly
AUGACUCUCAAGAUUACCCCUGGUAGCGAGAGGGGCGCUGACGUUCGCCUGGUGACCUCGGACGGCUUCGUUAUCCCAUUCCAUACCCUCAUUUUCGAAUACGGAUGGCUCAAGCUCAAGGACUGUAAGCUCCAGCUUCACAUCGACGACUGUUUGCGUGAUGGAAAGACUCCUGUUCUCCUCCUCUUCGAUGUUCAGACCGUCUGGAGAGUGCUCUUCUUCAUCUACAAGGGCACAUACCAAGAUGAGGACCAGACUUUGACCUUUUCUAGAGGCGAGCCUCCCGUUUCACCUUCGUCCGCCAACAGACUGAGUGACACUCCUCUGGAGUAUCAAGAGGCUGCCUUGACCCAGGGUUUGCACAACCUGCACCUCACCUCGCAGCCUUGCAGAUCUCCUAAACUGCUCAAGGCUUUGGCCAGUGUGAAGGUGUACCGUGCUGCCAUCACUUGGGACAUUGAUCGUCUCAUGGUCGAGGCCGCGCAUAGAUUUGGCAACUUCAUCUCCGAUUCGUUCGACAAAGACGACUUCCCGCAGUUUGUCAAUGCUGUUUUCAAAUCUGUGGUCGACUCUGACGGUCUGUUGUAUGGCCACCUGGUGGAGGAGUGCUUCAAUCACUGCCAAGAUCUCGUCGAGAACAAGGUCUUCCUCACCGUUCUAGAGCACAACGGCAAGCUUGCUGUUCUCCUGUACCGAAGACUGGCCAGGCUCCAGGCAUCUACCAAUGGCACCUCGAACAUGCUGCCACACACUUCUUCGGUCUCCGGUCCCAGUAACUCUGCUUCUGUUGACGAAUCUUCGGCUGUUGCCGGCUUUCAGGCCCAGCUCACUGAGGCUCUCGAUGCUGCCUCUGUUAGGCAAAAGCGCAUUGAGGCUCUGGAACAGGAGGCUGCUCGUCUCAAAGAGACUGUUACCGAGGCACAGGAUGCCGCUUCUUCUAAGCAGAAGCAGAUCGAUGUCCUUGAGCAGGAGGCUGCCCACACCAAAGGCCAAAAGACUCCCUCGAUCAACCUGGAGGGCCAGGUUCAAAAGCUGAUGAUGCAAAAGGUCAACAAGGACGCUGUCAUCGAUAACCUUGAGCACCAGCUCGAGCAACUGGAGCGCAAGAACGUUGAGCUCGGUCAUACACUUACCAGCGCCAACAAGCGCAACGCUGAAUUGGUGCGCCAAAUCAACUCUCAGCGCACUGGCCAGCCUGAUGCCACGAUGCAUCUCCUUGAGCACAAAGAGGCAGUUGAGAAUGCUGAGAAGCUCCAGGCUCGCCUGACUGCUUCAGAGGACAAGAUUAAGGAGCUCGAGGCUCAGCUGGCUGCUCACGCUCAGCAGUCCAUGAUUGCUGCCCCGGUCUUCGUAUCCCAGUCUAUGACCAGCAGCGCUACCCAGCCCUCUCGCCCUCAGGAACCUACCCAGCCUCAAUACGAUGCUGAGCCCAAGCGCAAGAUCGAGGGCUUUGGCGAGAUGAAUGGCACGAUGGACACUAUCCUUAAGCUGUCAAGCACUGCUCCCGUUGCACGCCCUCCUUCGCCUCUUCCCACCCCUUCUGUUCCCACCGCUCCGACCAUGCUGGAUCAGCCUGUGGCUUCUAGCGGAGUCAUGACAUUUGCUGAGAGAAUCGCACGCCGCCGUGCAGCUGCCGGUAUUCAGGGCGGCGAUCAAGAGAGUGCCUCUUCCAGCGAGGUCCCUCCCCGUAUGACUGUCGCCAUACGUGGUCCCUCGAGCGCCGUUGAGCAAUCCAUGCGCUCUCCUAGCAUUGCACCUUCAGCUAGCAGCACCGUCGCAGGCAACGUACCAUCUGUCAAUGAUGUCCCUCGCGAUUCUCAUGCCGCUGCCAUCGCUCGUGGUGGCGGUGGCUCUCACUCGCGCCUGACAAACGGAGGUCCUCACGCCGCUUCCAGAACCUCCGUUGUUACCGCGAGUGUCCAAACCAAUGGCACCUCUCAGCACGUUGCUCCUCAGGGAAACACCACUGCUGCCGUUUCUGUCGUGCCUCCUCCUACCGCACACACUGCUCGUCUCAUGGGUAGCACCGCUGCUCCUGCUACCACUACCAAUGGUGAGGUCAAUGCCUCUCCCGAUGAGAGAGACAGCCUCAUCCAGCGCCUGACAAGCCACAACGACUUCCUUAGGGCCCAACUGAAUGAUGCUCGCGCUGGUCCUGCCAGCAACAUCCAGUCUCAAGGUCGCGGUGGCUCCGGCCCUCCCAAUGGCCGCGCCUCUGGUGGCGGCGGUGGCGACCGCCUCGAAAAACUCUUGUGGGCUCUGAAGCAGUAUGCUCUUGACCACAAGUCCUGCAAUGAUUGCAGCAUCAACUUCAACUCUCAAUUCAGAGGGAUUGUGGACGACAUCAACAAUGGCGACCUGAUCUUGCUGUGCAGCAAGUGCGGCAACGAGAAGUGCCGCUGGCACAUCUAA